AUGGAGGGACCUGAAAUUGAUAUCGCCCAUUUCCAGAAAUGGAAGCUCUCUAAAGCCAUCAUCAUCGAGACUGACAUGAGCGAGCAAGUCCAGCAAGAAGCUAAGGAGUGCGUCACCACUGGUAUUGAUAAGGCUUCCGGCUCUCGCGGUCUUAACAUCGAGAAAGCUUGCAAGUUCAUUAAAGAGCUCAUGGAUAGACAAUUCGGAACAUACUGGCACUGAAUCAUUGGAGAAGGUUUCUCAUUCGAAAUCGAGAGACAAGCCAAAGCUACACUGUAUAUGUACUAUGCUGGAAAAUUUGCUAUUUUGCUUUACAAGUGCUAG
This is a messenger RNA of Moneuplotes crassus, 324 nucleotides long. Lineage: Eukaryota; Ciliophora; Spirotrichea; Euplotida; Euplotidae. The record is from the annotation of a GenBank genome assembly.